Molecule: messenger RNA, 3248 nt
Organism: Onychostoma macrolepis
Lineage: Eukaryota; Metazoa; Chordata; Actinopteri; Cypriniformes; Cyprinidae
Gene: sntb1
Product: syntrophin, basic 1
Exons: 7
Coding region: 471-2021 (516 amino acids)
Cellular component (GO): intracellular anatomical structure; dystrophin-associated glycoprotein complex; synapse
Molecular function (GO): protein binding; structural molecule activity
Source: RefSeq, a predicted model, not a curated record
UCGCGUUCACCUGAGGUAACUUAAAGUUAAUAAGAAACACGUUAAGUUAGACCGAAGAAGUAUCGCAAGAACAUUUCUCAUAUACAUUCUUUAUAAUUCCCAAACUGCUGAUUCACACUUCAAACGUUAAAAAGAACCGCCGAUUUAAAGAUUUGAAUUGCCGUCUUUCAUUGUGGAGGUAACUUGGUGCUUAACACAGUUUAAGACAAGACCGUGCCUGUGAUAGAUGAUGUACUUAACAGAUGAAUCACACAGACUUCAAUCCGAACAUUUCCUGACAGCGAGAGAGAGAGUUCAGCAUAGCCACACACAGGACAUCUCAGACAUUUGCUCCACCCAAAGAGGAUAUGCAUGUGGAGCCUGUAGAGGGGCUGAAACUAUCCAACCUGAAUCACAACUUUUUCCUUGUCCGGGGGUAAAGUCCUGUGCGCGUGUAUGAAAUCACAUGGCAUUUUAAGAAUGCUUCAAAGAUGGCGGUUUGUGGUAACAGAGUGCAGAAAAGUGCAUGUUUGGAGGUGCUAGUGCGAGAGCGAUGGCACGCGGUCCUGGCGAAUUUAAGCGACGCGUCGCUGACGCUCAGUUGCGAGGAGCCCGCGACCGACGCCAGCGUUAACCUGAACGGCAUCACCACCAACGGCUCCUACGGUGACCAGCCGGACCCCACCAACAGUCCCAAAGCCGGAAUAAGGACUCCUUUCACGGAUUCACAAGUCCCUGAAGCGAUUGCGAACCGCAAAAGAUGUGUCAAAGUUAUCAAGCAGGAGGUCGGUGGAUUAGGGAUAAGCAUCAAAGGCGGGAAGGAGAACAAGAUGCCUAUUCUUAUUAGUAAAAUAUUCAAAGGUCUGGCUGCGGACCAGACUCAGGCGCUGUAUGUGGGGGACGCGAUACUGUCUGUGAACGCGAUCAAUCUGCGGGACGCCACGCACGACGAGGCGGUGCAGGUGCUGAAGAAAGCGGGCAGAGAGGUUAUCCUGGAAGUGAAGUACAUGAGGGAAGCGACGCCAUAUGUGAAAAAAGGGUCACCGGUGUCCGAGAUCGGCUGGGAGACGCCGCCUCCUGAGUCCCCUCGUCUCGGCAGUCCUCACUUCGAUAUCCCCAGCCCCCCAUCGCUGUCCUUACAGGGUGACCGCAGAUACAUCCCCCUCAAAAUGUGCUACAUCACCCGCAGUAUGACCGUCCCUGACCCAGAAAACAGACAGAUUGAGCUGCACUCCUCUGACGCCAGGCACACAAUAGUCAUGAGACAUAAAGACACAUCUUCUGCCCAGACCUGGUUCACUCUCAUGCAAACUGCCAUCACAAACCUCACCAGCAAAGUCAUCUGUGAACUCCGAGAACACGCGGGCCACCACGGCAUCGCCGGGAGUCGAGAGAUCCGACACCUCGGAUGGCUAGCGGAAAAGACGGAAAGCGAAAGACAGUGCUGGAAGCCAGUGCUGGUGAUGUUGACGGAGAAGGACCUGCUGCUGUUUGACAGUAUGCCACGCAUGAGAGAACACUGGCUCAGCCCGACACACACCUACCCUCUGCUCGCCACACGGCUGGUGCAUUCUGGUCCAGAUAAGGGUUCACCACAGCCUGGCGGCGAGUUGUGCUUUGCUACACGGACGGGAACCAGAUUGGGUAUCGAAGCCCAUCUUUUCAGAGCAGAGGCCUGCAAGGACUUGUCACUCUGGACCAGACACAUAGUCACCGGCUGCCACGCAGCUGCUGAGAUGAUCAAAGAAGUCACUACCAGUUGUAUGUAUCGGGGUCAGGACUGUCGGUUGGUCAUUCACUACGAGCGAGGUUUCUCUGUAAUAGCAGAUGGAGAGGACAGCUCUGUGGCACAGCCUCUCUUCAGUUACCCGUUUGAAAAGCUGAAGAUGUCUGCUGACGAUGGAGUACGGAUCCUCUAUUUGGAUUUUGGUGGGAACGAGGGUGAAAUUCAACUGGACUUGCACUCCUGUCCCAAGCCCAUUGUUUUUAUCCUCCACUCCUUCCUGUCUGCUAAGAUUGCAAGAUUAGGAUUGGUAGCCUGAGAUUGAACUGUUAUAGACUGAAACAGUGACGUGAUUUAUUCCUACAUGGAGAAGGGAAAACCGGAACGCGGUGGAGCUCACAAUACUGAACGAGGACGAGGAUGCAGAACUGGCGCUGUAGCAAACCGGACCUCUGAAUGAUUUUAAUACAUUUCAUUAAUGAUAAACUAUGUAUUUUUCAGAGAGAUAUUAAUUACAGUGAAACACAAUUUCACAAUGAUUUUCUACGGAAAAAAAAUUAACUAUAUAAUGAACAAUAACUUGUGAUUGGAACUAAAAAAAAAAAAAUACUCAAAGUAUUAUUUUAGAAUCCAAUACAGCAGAGUAUUCAGCACUUGCAAUGCCAUAAACUUCUAUAUAACAGGAGGGAUGGCGGCCAUCUGUAUGACAGCUGUCAGAGUAAUUCCAUCUGUCUCGCAGCUAAUGUGGAUUAAAGAAAGGCUAGUUUAAACCUUAAUGCACAUAAAAGUUAAACGGCCUGAAAACCGUCAUUUCGUUUAGUUUCUGGUGCUUUCACUCGGGAGAUGUGCGACACUGAUAGUUGAGCAGAAUCAACAAGAAUGUUCUAGAGUGCUGGUCAUCAAAGAGGCAUGUCAACAAACUGUCUGCUUUCACAAGGCCUUUGUGACAAAAGAGGAAAAUCGAGACAGGGUCAGCCCUCCCCUUCAGAACUGUAUCUGUUUCCACAGACAAAUGGAGUUUCGGUGACUUUUACAAACGUCUCGCUCAUAAAAUCUGGAGUUCUGCUGUACUAACUUCUGAUGUGCAAAAGAAAUCUUUAGUAACGCUGUCACAUUUGUGUAAUUGUUUUUAAUAUUCAUCAGAAGGAUGUUGUACAUUCUUGCGUGACGUGCUUGCAUGCACGCUAGCACAACAACUAUUGAGGAGGCUCAGAUUUGCUCUCGUUGGCCUGUGGUCAUACUUAGCUUCACUGUGCAAACACACAAAGGCCAUUGAAGAACUCUGGAUGUCAGACUAUAAAUUAGAGCACUUGAGAGUUUUCAAGUUAAUCAGCAAUUAGUGUCCAUUGUCAGGCACUGAGCGUUCCCAGAGCACUGCUCCAUUGUAGGGGUUAUGGAUUUGGGGACAGCAGGGCCCCUGUGGUGCAGCCUUUGUCUCAUCUGUGAAACCGUCCCUGCCACAUUCCAGCGCACAUGACGGAUCCAGGAGUCACAGGGAUGAGAAUCAGUUUUCGAAAUUAAAGUGAUCGUUCACUCUAAGAUGAAA